AUGGGGCCUAGCGGGCGAUCUCCGCCUCCUGAGGAGGCACGUAAUGGUUGGGGGGCCCCCUCUGAUGAGGCAAGAAAUGGUUGGGGGGGCCCACCCUCCUCUAAUCUGCCACCAUCAGCAGAUCUCCCCUCAAUUCCUGUAGAAGCUGCAGCAACACCCAGGGGCACACCAGCAGCAACAACUGCAGCAGCAACAACUGCCGCAGCUACACCAGCAGCAGCGACAGCAGGAGCCGAUACUGCCCGUGCACCCAUCGGCGGCAAUGACGAGUCGCAGCAGCUUCCUUCCCCUCCUUCUCAGAGUAACAAUAGUAGUAACAACAAUAAUAACAAUAUUCAGCAGCAAGAGCAGCAGCAACAACAGCAGCGGCAGCAGCAGCACCAGCAGAGGCCUCACACGGGUCGAGUUGAAUACUCGGUUGCCUUUGCAAACCGCAGCAGCAGCUCCUUCGAUUCAGGUAGAAGGGGUGUAUCUUCCUUAGCAGCAGGAGCAGCAGCAGGAGCAGCAGCAGGAGCAGCAGCAGGAGCAGCAGCAGGAGCAGCAGCAGCAGCAGCAGCAGCAGCAGAUCGUUCAAAUGGGGUAGCUCCUGUAGAUAUAUCUGUGGCUGUGGGGUCUGAGAGUGCUCCUAGCGAGAGCAGCAGACGUCGUAGUGCUCACGACCGGGAUCGGGAUCGGGAUCGUGACCGUGAUAGGGAUCGUGAUGGCCGUUUCCUCGGUUAUGCGCAUCGUGUUGAUUCACGUCCUGCUGCUGCCCGUUUUCCUGCUGCUGGCCACCAGAAGCUGCUGCUGCAGCAACUUCAGCAGCAGCAGCAGGCGGAGGCCCUACAUGCCCACAGUGUCGUAACUAAUGGCAGGGGCACCGAGGGGCCCCAAGAGGGGGGGCCCCCUGGGGGUAUCUGUAAACGCAUGGCUUCCUUAUGCGAGUCGUUCUGGUGCUGCAACAGAGCUGCCCGUAGACGCAACAUUCUGCAGCAGCAGCAGCAGCAAGCAACAGCAUGGCAGCAGCAGCAGCACCAGAAGAACGACGAUACAGCAGAGCUUCCUGCUGCUCGUGCAUUCUCAGGGGAGUUAACGGGUAUAAGGGCUCCUGUGGGUCCCCCUAUGGGUACCCACGGGUCUGGUGGUCCAUCCGGGGGUCCACCAUUUGGGGGCCCCCCAUAUGGGGGCCCCCCAGACACCGCAGAAGGGGGUUUACCUGAGGAGGAUGCAUCCGUGAUUCCUCGUCGUUAUGUCUCUGAUGAUGUCUCGCGUUUUUGGUUAACUUAUAAUAAGAAUGCUGGAGGUCGUGGUGCUUUAUCUGCUGCUGCUGCAGCAGCAGCAGCAGCAGCAGCUCCAGGGGGUUGUGGUAGAGGAGGGGCAUACGGAGGGGGUUUAGUUCGUGGUGGUUCAUCAGGUACCCCAGCAUGGGGCCCCCCAUCGAUGAUGGGGGCCCCCCCACGUAUGCUGCUUCGUCACAGCAGCGAGGCGGAGGCGUCGUAUGGUUGGCCAUCGUUCCCUUAUACCCCCCAUCAGCAGCAGCAGGUGUCGUCUGCUAUGCUGCUAGCAGCAACAACGCUAGAUUUAUACGGAGGGGACGUGUCUCCAUCAGGAGGGGGACUAGAGGGACGAUUAAGGGAGCUGCUGCAGCGGGUAGAGGGGGGUAGUCGUUAUGAUGGUGGUGUAUGGGGUGCAGAUGGUGGAGGUGUCUCCUGGUUAAUGAUAGUAUUAACAUUUGCUGGGGGUAUAUUCAUACUAGAGGCACCAGACCCAGCAGCAAAUUACCUAUCUGUAUUUGAUUUAUGUUUCUAUGCAGUAGUAACAGUAAUGACUGUAGGUAACAGCAGACCAUAUGCAUUAGCUGGUGGUAUAGGUGGUGUACAACAAGGUCUCAGCAGCAGCGGCAGCAGCAGCAGCAGCAGCAGUGGCUGCGGUGGUGGUGGUGGUGUAACAGCAGCAGCAACAGCAGCAGCAAUAAUACACACACUAAUCCUCAUCAUCAGCAGCAACAUCAUCAUCAUCAUCAUGGACAUAGAAGUCAUUCACCAGAUGCACCAGCAGCAGAUGCAGCAGCAGCAGCAGCAGCAGGAGAAUUACCUGUAUAUGCAGGUGUCUCCUUUUUGUCUCCUUUGUGGUGUAUAUGCAGCUGGUCGGUCUCCGUUUAGACGUGUACAAGGAGACAUUUCUUCCUUACGAUGGAGACAGAAGCUGCAGCCGCUGCAGGAGAGUCCCUCUUUGCAUUCUAUGGAGGAUAGUUCUGCUGCAUCUGCUGCAGCAGCAACGCAACAAACCCCUGCACAAACAGUUUCCUUUGAAGCAGCAGCAGCAGCAGCAGCAGCACCGGGGGGGACAGGAGCACCACGGUCAAGUCUAAGGAGCAUCAGCAGACAAAUACCAUCAGUAGAGUCUCUACGCAGCAACAGCUGUGGCAGCAACAGCAGCAGCAGCAGCAGCAGCAUGGGUGGAUCUGGCGGUAUUGUAUCUUUUGCUCUAUGUGGACGUACAGGAGGUCCUGCAGCACCAUCCGGUUGUCCAUCAGCAGCAGCACCACCAGCAGCAACAGCAGCAGCAGUUAAUUCCUUACAGCAGCACCACCACCAACAACAGCAGACCCCACCAUCACAACAGCAGCAACAGCAACAGCAGCAGCAACAACAACAACAACCUCAACAACAACAGCAACCUCAACAACAGCAGCAACAACAACAACCCCAACCGCAGCAACAGCAGCAACAGCAGCAGCAGCAUUUAGGGGGCCUCCGUGCAGUAUUAUCCUUAGGAGAGGCACGUAAUACAGUAUAUGAGUCCCCAGGGGCCCCCCUAGUCCAACUGCAGCAGCAACCGCAGCAGCAGCAGCAGCAACUGCAGCAACAGCAGCAACAGGGGAUUGGAUCUGCAGAUAAGAAUUCCGCUCUACUUGAUCCCUCAUUACAUUCGCCAGCAGCAGCAGCAGACACAGAGGCAUUCCUCCUGCUGCAGCAGCAGCAGCAGCAGAAUGUACCUAGAGGUCUCUCUUAUUUUGGCGCCCUUCUUCCGAGGCACAAAGACCCGCAAAUCUUCCUCGACCUCAAAGACUACUGCGACUUCACAAUGGCGGAGACCCCAAAUUACGAAUCGAAUCCUUACGUCCGCCCGCCUUGGCUAAGGUCUCUGUUCUUUGCGUCUGGAUAUGCAUGCGUUGAGGAGAUGUUUUAUGCGGGAGUGGUGCUCCGGGAAGGGGUUUGA
This is a messenger RNA of Eimeria maxima, 3201 nucleotides long. RefSeq lists its product as hypothetical. The record is from RefSeq and is a predicted model, not a curated record. The coding region runs from base 1 to 3201 and encodes 1066 amino acids. NCBI's taxonomy places the organism in Eukaryota, Apicomplexa, Conoidasida, Eucoccidiorida, Eimeriidae. The transcript is spliced from 10 exons. Gene Ontology annotation, molecular function: transcription cis-regulatory region binding. Gene Ontology annotation, cellular component: nucleus. Gene Ontology annotation, biological process: regulation of transcription by RNA polymerase II.